This is a messenger RNA of Notechis scutatus (mainland tiger snake), 2952 nucleotides long. The record is from RefSeq and is a predicted model, not a curated record. Lineage: Eukaryota; Metazoa; Chordata; Lepidosauria; Squamata; Elapidae.
CCUGUUUCAAGUAACAUGAAAGGAUUAUCUGGCAGUCGUAAUCAAUCACAGUUAUGUUCUGCACAUACUUGUGGUUUAGCAUCCCCUGAAGAUUGUGAACACAGCCACGAUCAUCUUCAUCAUGGCCAGGAUUCAAGGCAAUCGUAUCUUCUCAGCCCAACUGAGAGUUGCCCCGUGGACCACCAUCGCUGCUCACCACGAAGCUCCAUCCAUUCAGAAUGUAUGAUGAUGCCCAUGGUUAUGGGUGAUCAUAUGUCCAGUAGCACUUUCCCCAGAAUGCACUACACCUCACAUUACGAUACUAGGGACGAUUGCGCCAUGACUCACGCAAACCCGAAGAUUAACCGGAUCCCAGCAAAUUUGCUGGAUCAAUUUGAGAAGCAACUUCCUCUCCAUAGGGAUGGCUUUCACACUUUGCAGUACCAAAGGACAUCAACAGCAGCCGAACAACGCAGCGAAAGCCCAGGUAGAAUACGUCACCUCGUCCAUUCGGUCCAAAAACUGUUCACAAAAUCACAUUCUUUGGAAGGAUCUUCCAAGAGCAAUGUAAAUGGGGCAAAGGGAGAUGGCCGAGGUGAUGACCAUCAUCAUGGACAUCAUUCUAAGCAUAGCAAAAGAAGUAAAAGUAAAGAGCGAAAGCCUGAAAGUAAGCAUAAAACUGGAAUGAGCAGCUGGUGGAGCUCUGAUGACAACUUGGACAGUGAUAGCACUUACCGGACACCUAGUGUGGUAAACAGGCAUCAUGUGGACCAUAUCUCUCAUUGCUAUCCUGAAGCUCUUCAGGGACAUUUUGGGGAUCUCUCAUUAAAGACUUCCAAAAGUAACAACGAUGUGAAAUGUUCCGCUUGCGAAGGUCUUGCGAUGACCCCUGAUGGCAAGUACAUGAAACGGAGCUCUUGGUCUACCCUCACAGUAAGCCAAGCUAAAGAAGCUUAUCGGAAGUCGUCUCUUAAUCUAGACAAGCCUCUAGUUCAUCAGGAAAUAAAACCCUCCCUGAGACCAUGCCAUUACCUUCAGGUACCUCAAGAUGAAUGGGGAGGUUACCCUGCUGGUGGUAAAGAUGAGGAGAUUCCCUGCAGAAGGAUGAGAAGUGGAAGUUAUAUUAAAGCCAUGGGAGAUGAGGAAAGUGGAGAUUCUGACAGUAGUCCCAAAACAUCACCAAAGGUAGCAGUCCAUCCGGAAUCAUUGUUAAAAUCUAUUGGACAAAGAGCCCUUGGUGACCUCCAGAAUCAGAGCUAUCUGCAAGCUACAAGUGAAGUGCCUGGUGGCCAUACCCUGGAUCCUUCGGCAAACUACAAUUCCCCUAAGUUUCGAUCAAGGAAUCAGAGCUAUAUGAGAGCAGUAAGCACACUCAGUCAGGCCAGCUGCGUUAGCCAGAUGAGUGAAGCAGAGGUCAAUGGGCAAUUUGAAUCUGUUUGUGAAUCAGUGUUUAGUGAAGUUGAAGCUCAGGCCAUGGAUGCCCUCGGCUUGCCAGGUUGCUUCCGAACCAGAAGUCAUAGUUACCUGCGCGCCAUUCAAGCUGGUUACUCUCAAGAUGAUGAAUGUCUCCCUUCAAUGGCAUCUUCUAACGUCACCUCAACAAUCAGGUCAACAACGGCUGUAACUUACACAAGUUACAAAAAGACUCCUCCACCUGUACCCCCGCGCACCACCUCGAAGCCACUCAUUUCAAUUACAGCACAGAGCAGCACAGAAUCCACCCAGGAUGCCUAUCAGGAUAGCCGGACUCAGGGGAUUUCCCCAUGGCCUCAAGAUGGCCUCAGGAUGUACAACUCCACAGACAGUUUGGAUAGCAACAAGGCUAUGAAUCUGGCCAUGGAAACGGCAGCUGCACAACGCCACAUGUCGGAAAGUCAAAUCAGCUCCGUGAGAACCAGCGACAAGGCCAUCCUCGUGACAAAGGCUGAGGAGUUCUUGAAGAGUCGGCGCUCCUCUAUAGGGAUCCAGGUAGCCUGCCCUUAACACUUGUUCUGGGAUGAGCUGCUCGUGGAAGCAGCAACUGAUUCAGAUACCGACAGCAAAGGCUUACGGGAGUAUCAUUCAGUUGGAGUGCAAGUGGAAGAUGAUAAGCGCCAUGGACGAUUUAAGCGCUCAAACAGUGUAACGGCAGCUGUUCAAGCCGAUUUAGAACUUGAAGGCUUUCCUGGACACAUAACAAUGGAGGACAAGGGACUUCAAUUUGGUGGCUCUUUCCAGCGACAUUCAGAGCCAAGUACUCCUACUCAGUAUGGUGCAGUAAGAACUGUACGGACACAAGGCCUGUUUAGUUAUAGAGAAGAUUAUAGGACCCAGGUUGACACCUCCAAUCUCCCACCACCUGAACCCUGGCUGGAACCAUCCAUGGAGACCAUUGAAACAGGACGAAUGUCUCCAUGUCGACGGGAUGGGUCAUGGUUUAUGAAGCUGCUACACACUGAGACUAAAAGGAUGGAAGGAUGGUGUAAAGAAAUGGAGAGAGAAGCAGAAGAAAAUGAUCUCUCUGAAGAAAUUUUAGGUAAGAUCCGAAGCGCUGUAGGAAGUGCACAGUUGCUAAUGUCGCAAAAAUUCCAGCAAUUCUAUUGGCUUUGUCAACAGAAUUUGGAUCCCAGUGCUAUGCCCCGACCAACUGCACAGGACCUUGCAGGAUUCUGGGACUUAUUACAACUCUCAAUUGAAGACGUCAGUAUGAAAUUUGAUGAACUGCAUCAGAUGAAACUGAAUGAAUGGAAAAUAAUAGAAUCACCCGAAAAAAAGGAAGAGAGAAAGGUUCCUCCGCCUGUACCAAAGAAGCCCCCUAAAGGAAAAUUCCCCAUCACCCGAGAGAAGUCUUUGGAUCUGCCUGACCGACAGCGCCAAGAAGCUCGAAGACGCCUCAUGGCCGCUAAGCGGGCAGCCUCUUUCCGGCAAAACUCCGCUACGGAGCGUGCAGACAGCAUUGAGAUCUAUAUUCCAGAAGCCCAAACGAGGCUUUAA